GUUUGAAUUAACAGUUAGUUUUUGCAAUAUUUUUUUUUUAAGUCCGAAAAGAAUUCGAUUAGAUAUAAACUUCCUUGCAAAUAUAUAUUAAAUAAAAUAUACAUUAAAGUUUACAGCUUCUUUAUCAUAAUGGCAAAACCUGCAAGUGCUAUAGGUUCAGAGACCGAUUUAUUGGUUUGUCCCUACAACGAAUCCCAUUUGAUAUUGCGCAAACGUUUCCAAGUGCAUUUAAUACGCUGUCGUCGUUCACAUCCCAAUGCACCAAUGAUUGUUUGCCCAUUCAAUGUAACACAUCGUGUUAAUAAAGUGGAAUUAGAGUGGCAUGUUUCAACUUGUCCGGAUCGGCAAAAUUUUGAAAAUUUUCGCCAUCAAGAUGCACCGAUCGUGGGAUUGAGUUCAACCAUUAAUCUUACAUUCUGUGGAAGUGCAGCUGUGGGUAAUGCCACUUCGUUGUUUAAUAAUACCUAUAAUACGGUAGCAACUACCAAUAAUAUUAAGGGUGGUGAAUAUAUUGAAUCUUCAGAAUCUUGGGAUGAUUUACCCGAACAUCCCAGCUAUAAUCCUAAUGAAUAUAUUGAGAAAGCAGAGGUACUACGUUUGCCUGUGGGUAUGACUCCAUCAGAACGUAAGGCUUUUCGUUUGGCCGAACGUAAACGUUUGCAAUCUUUGAUGAAAUGAAUUUUGAAUGCUGGGCAUAUGCUAAUAAGUUAUCUCUUAUAAAUACUUGAAUUAAUGUAAGUUUUAGAAGUUUAUUUUUAAUAAUAGAAAUUUUUCUUUGAGUUUAAUU
Messenger RNA from Lucilia cuprina (Australian sheep blowfly), 787 nucleotides. RefSeq names its product gametocyte-specific factor 1 homolog. The transcript is spliced from 2 exons. Bases 130 to 678 code for a protein of 182 amino acids. NCBI's taxonomy places the organism in Eukaryota, Metazoa, Arthropoda, Insecta, Diptera, Calliphoridae. The record is from RefSeq and is a predicted model, not a curated record.